AUGGGCUCUACCCAGAAAGGCUCCGUGUCUCAGACAGCCAAGAUGACUAAAGCCCCACUUAAAGUUUCUGCUCCUGUGCAGCGAGGGCCUGAGGUCAGCCAUAGUAUGGGUCCCCAUCGAGGUCCUUCUGCCAGCCACAGAGGUGCAGAUUUGUCCCAGACGGUUUCCCCCCAGCGUGGAAUGGAAAGCCGUCAAACUGCUGCCUCCCAAAGAGGGGUAGAUGCCCCUCGAUCUGCUUCCCCCCAGUAUGGGCUUGAUCUCUCCCGAACUUCCUCUCCCCAAGGGAAUGAAUCUGGUUAUAGCAGCCAAGGCCAUCCAAAGAGUGAAGCAAGCCGUCAUGGCUCACCUCAACGCAAAUCUGAACACAGCUCAGUUCCCCAUGGGAACUUGCUUGCCCCUCCAGGGAGAGCACCGAAAUCUGACGCUACUUCCCAUGGUAGCUCCCGCAGGAACCAAAGUCCACCAACACAGGAUCAAACACAGAAAAAUGUGGCUGCCCCAGGGCAAGAGAGCCAUCGGAAUGUACUUCCCUCAGAUGCCAAAAUCACUUCCCGGGCACCAAGUCAGAAGGAAACUACCCACCCGAGCCCUCAAUGGGAAGUGGAAACACCGCCCUCCAAGGUCACAAAUCCCCAAGGGGUCCGAAGCCCUCGAAGGCGUUCAGUUCACCCAAAGGAUGAAUACACCCAGACUGAUAACAAAAAGACUUUGGUCUAUCCUGAGGGCAAACCUGUCUUGAGGAAACCGACCUCCUCAGAUGCAACCCAUAGCGCUCUGGAGACCAAACCAACCCAAAGAAUUGUGUCUGUGCAAGACUCUCAGGCGGCUACCCGAAGCACAAUUCAUGCAGAAACUAAGGGAUCCCACAGAAACUUGGGGUCUUUAGAAGUAGAGUCGGCUGUUAAGGUUUCAUUCCGGAAAGAUCCUGAUCAUUCGCAAAAAGUCAUAGGCCGAUCAGAAGUUGAGGCAGUCCAAAGGCCGACUUCAUCCCCUACCAGGGUCGCGCUGACCCAGGAGGCAGAGUCAGCUAUCAAGACCUCUACUCGUUCAGGGCGUGAGGCACGACGAGUCACCAUCUUAACUGAGUCAGAUUCGUCUUCUCCAAGUCCUUCCCGACAACCUCCAAUUUUGAGUUCUUUCUUCAAGCCACCACCGUCUUGUGAAGUCCCAAUGAAGGUGGUUACUGUUACAGAACCAGAAUUGACGCCUCGUCCUUUACCACCCAGGUCCUUACCAAAGUAUGGCCCUGAGUCUUCAUGGUGGAUCUUAUUCCACCCAGAACCUCCUGAACCUCCAAAGAGCGAAAUGAUCUUAACACAGUCAGAACACAGGGCAUCUCACCUAGACCUUUUCAUGUCCCAGAUAGAGAUAGCCUCAGCUUACUGUGAAGAGUUCAUCAUACAGAGUGAGAAGGCAACUUCUCCUGAACCACAAUCUCCCAGUAAGCCUUCCAGUAGAGUGUCAUCAAGGGAUUUGCUGAAGUCUGCUCUGCAGCCCUUGGAGUCACCUGAGUGCAUGGAGGACGGAACCAUUCAAAGGUUUAGUGCUUUCUUCCUGGAUGUUACUGAUGAGAUGCUUAAUCGGGUCAUCUGGUGGUUGAAAGGUUUGUGUUUUUGCCCCAUUUGUGUAAUUUGGAAGUGGGGGUGGUGA
Dromiciops gliroides (monito del monte) is the source of this 1650-nucleotide messenger RNA. RefSeq lists its product as uncharacterized. The record is from RefSeq and is a predicted model, not a curated record. The transcript is spliced from 2 exons. The coding region runs from base 1 to 1650 and encodes 549 amino acids. NCBI's taxonomy places the organism in Eukaryota, Metazoa, Chordata, Mammalia, Microbiotheria, Microbiotheriidae.